UUUAAACCAAAAGCCAAAAACCAUAUCCGCCAUCAAUGACUGCAGCAACAGAAAAAACAUCUUCCACAACUUCCCUUAUUUUCCUCCACACCAAACGCCAGUGUUUUCUCACCCAUUUCAGCAUCACCAUCUUCUAGUCAUUACAAUUUGUCAUUGCCAAAUGUUCCUCACUUUUCCAUCAAUCCCUCAGAAUUUUCCCUCAAAUCCCAUUUAAUGUAGCUCGGAAAAUUUUCUCCUACUUUCCUCCCAUGAAAUCCAAUAAUUGAUUCACUUAAAAAUGAUUUCUUUCUUUCUCUUUGAUCAAUUAUAAAUUUUUGUUAAUGAAAAUUUGGUUCCUCAGUUAUGGACCGUGAAACAGAGCGAGAGACUCAUAUCAAUGGAGGCAGUCACAUUUUGUUUGAUAAAUACGAGAUGGGUAGACUAUUAGGGCAAGGAACCUUCGCAAAAGUCUACAAAGGAAGAAAUCUGGCUACCAAUGAAAGCGUAGCCAUUAAAGUAGUCCACAAAGACCAGGUAAACAAGCAAGGAUUGAUGGAACAAAUAAGGCGAGAAAUUUCAGUUAUGCAUUUAGUCAAACACCCUAAUAUCGUCCAAUUGAAAGAAGUUAUGGCUACGAAAUCAAAAGUAUUUUUCGUAAUGGAAUAUGUGAGAGGCGGCGAGUUAUUUGCUAAAGUAGCCAAAGGAAAGCUUAAAGAAGAUGUAGCAAGAAAAUAUUUUCAACAAUUGAUUAGCGCAAUCGAUUACUGCCAUAGCCGCGGAGUUUCUCACCGCGAUUUAAAGCCGGAAAAUCUUCUUUUGGAUGAAAAUGGGAAUUUGAAAGUUUCCGAUUUUGGCCUUUCUGCCUUGCCGGAGCAGAACCGGAAUGAUGGUUUGUUGCAUACUCAAUGUGGAACUCCAGCUUAUGUUGCGCCGGAGGUUCUGAGGAAAAAAGGGUAUGAUGGUGCAAAAACUGAUAUUUGGUCUUGUGGUGUUAUUUUGUUUGUUUUGCUUGCUGGGUAUUUGCCAUUUCUUGACGCCAACUUGAUGAAAAUGUAUGUUAAGAUUUUCAAGGCGGAGUUUGAAAUCCCUCCUUGGAUUUCACAUGAUGCUAAGAGAUUGAUUUCCAAGCUUUUAAUUGUUGAUCCUGGGAAAAGAAUCAGUAUUCCUCAAGUGAGGCAAAAUCCCUGGUUCAAGAAAGGACUUAGUAAGUCUAUUAUAGUUUCUAAUGACUUACAAGAUAGUUCUAAUAGGGGUCAAGAAGAUAUUGGAAAAGAAAUUAAGCAGGUUCCACCUUCUAUUAAUGCAUUUGAAUUUGUUUCUGCAAUGUCAUCUGGGUUUGAUUUAUCUAGUUUGUUUGAAAGCAAGAAAAAAACACCAUCCAUGUUCACUUCAAAGUGUUCAGCUCCAGCUAUCGUGACAAAAUUGGAAUCCGCGGCCAAAGAUUUGAACUUUAGAGUGGCAAGUGAUGCUGAAUUUAAGGUGAAAUUAGAGGGGAAAGAGGAAGGAAGAAAAGGGAAGUUGGCCAUGACCGCCGAGGUUUUCGAGGUGGCACCGGAAGUGGCAGUGGUGGAGAUCUCCAAGUCAUCUGGCGACACUCUUGAGUAUACUAAGUUUUAUGAAGAGAAUGUUAGGCCUGCACUUAAAGAUAUAGUUUGGAGUUGGCAAGGUGAAAGUGAUCGUCAUGAAAGAGAAGGCAAGAUAGUAAGAAAUUAGGUUCUGGUUAAUCAUAAAAUCUAAUCUAAAAAUUAAUUAAUAUAAUUAGAAAUGUGAAUGUUUUUUAAUUUUUCUUUAUCGACCCUUUUGGUUUUCGGCAUUUGGCUGCCUGUGAUUCUGUGUAAAUGAUGAGAGGAUGUGUUAAUUAAGGUAAGUAGUAGAGACGAGGGUUUUCUCAUGUGUAUAAUUGUAUAUUGAAAUGUGCGUACAAUAUACGGUUAUGUCCUUUCUGUUAAUUAUUUCUUUUUAUUCUUA
Molecule: messenger RNA, 1947 nt
Organism: Jatropha curcas
Lineage: Eukaryota; Viridiplantae; Streptophyta; Magnoliopsida; Malpighiales; Euphorbiaceae
Product: CBL-interacting serine/threonine-protein kinase 25
Biological process (GO): signal transduction; protein phosphorylation
Molecular function (GO): ATP binding; protein serine/threonine kinase activity
Source: RefSeq, a predicted model, not a curated record